Molecule: messenger RNA, 876 nt
Organism: Suillus bovinus
Lineage: Eukaryota; Fungi; Basidiomycota; Agaricomycetes; Boletales; Suillaceae
Exons: 4
Coding region: 1-876 (291 amino acids)
Source: RefSeq, a predicted model, not a curated record
AUGCACUCGCCCCCUCCACAUGUUUUGAACACUGAAAGAGUUGGUGAAAGCAAUAAGGGAUAUUGUGAUAAUCUAAAUAAUGCAAUGAUCCUCGAUGAUUUAGACCUGAGCAAGGGGUUCCUUAUUGACUGGGAAUUCACACUAUGUAUUGCUGUGGAUAAUAAAUAUCCCAUUGGUGGUACAGGCACAGUCCCCUUCAUGUCAUGCAGGCUUCUUGGCCAGAUUUCGAUAAUGCAGCAACAGGUGAAGGCGGAAGCUGAGACAAAACAGGUGACAAAACUUAAGCGCAAAUCAAAACAGACAAAGAAGGCUCCAGCCUCCAAAACACCAAAAAUGUCCUCGGAUUCUUUGGUGCUGCCUAUUUCUCAUGUUGUCCAAGAUUACUCUGACGACCUCAAAUCUCUUUUCUUCAUAUUUGCUUGGGUUUGCAUCAAAUUCAGCAGUCCCAAUGGUACAGUCCGUGAGGAGCACAUGUCCAAUUCAUUACUCAAUCGCUGGACCCGCCUUGACCUGGCAUCAUGCGCUGCCUUCAAGGUCACCUUUUUCACGAACCCAUUGGAUGAAGAGCAUCUCAUGAAUGAAUUUCACCCAUACUUCAAACCUCUCAUCCCCCUCGUAAAAGAUUGGUGCGCAGCAUUGAAGGACAAUAUGGUUCACCCUGUUACAUUUGACACCAUUCUUCACGUACUCAACUCUCAUCUCAAUCAGCUUUCUGAUGAUGAGGAGCUCCAAUCUGCCAUGACCAUGCUCAAGAAAUCUGCUGUGAUUCUUAAUACCUCCAACACCUUGAAAUGUGUUGCUUCACUAUCUCUACCCAUGCCAAAGCAGAAGAAAUCAGUCGAGGCAAAUACCGUACUCCAAGAGGCCUCACAAUAG